Molecule: messenger RNA, 2509 nt
Organism: Cokeromyces recurvatus
Lineage: Eukaryota; Fungi; Mucoromycota; Mucoromycetes; Mucorales; Mucoraceae
Product: vacuolar protein sorting-associated protein 35
Exons: 9
Coding region: 32-2470 (812 amino acids)
Biological process (GO): retrograde transport, endosome to Golgi; intracellular protein transport
Cellular component (GO): retromer, cargo-selective complex; late endosome; retromer complex
Source: RefSeq, a predicted model, not a curated record
UUUUUUUUUCCCUUCUUCUCAAAUAAUUGUAAUGAAUGACGUUGAAUCUCAAUGCUUAAAGGUAGCUCUUUCAAAGGAUAAAAAUCGACUUAUGGAUGGUAUCAAACACUGUUCAAGUAUGCUAGCUGAGUUGCGUACAUCUUCAUUGUCCCCUAAAAAUUAUCAUGAGCUAUAUAUAACUGUAUUCGAUGCCAUGUGCUAUUUGACAAGCUAUCUUUUAGAAGCACAUAGAUCAGGUCAGUAUCAUCUUGGAGAUCUUUAUGAAAUCGUUCAAUAUGCUAGUAAUAUUAUUCCACGCCUUUAUUUGAUGAUCACAGUCGGGUCUAUUUAUUUGAGUCUAGAAGAUUCACCUCCCAUAUCUGAAGUUCUAAAUGAUAUGAUAGAAAUGGUAAAAGGUGUUCAGCACCCUAUACGUGGUUUAUUUCUUCGUCAUUACUUAGGAGGUAUGACUCGCGACUUUUUAUCUAAAAAAAGUGAACAGUUAGAUGUUGUUGUUCCGUUUAUUUUAACAAACUUUGCUGAAAUGAAUAAGUUAUGGGUCAGGCUGCAAUACUUGGGCCACACAAGGGAUAGAUCAAAGCAUGAAAUGGAAAGAAAAGAAAUAGGGACAUUGGUGGGCACCAACUUGGUACGAUUGAGUCAAUUAGAUGGUUUAAAUUCAACAAUUUAUCAAAGAGAUAUAUUGCCAGAAAUUUUAAGUCAAGUGGUAUAUUGCCAUGAUGCUAUGACACAAGAAUACUUGAUGGAAGUGAUUGUUCAAAUAUUUCCAGAUGAAUUCCAUCUUCACACAUUGAAGCCAUUCUUAGCUACCACAGCUCAGUUACGUCCAGAAGUAAAAAUUAAAGAUAUCAUUAUGAAUUUACUCGGUCGAUUAACUUCCUUUGCAAAGAAUGAGGAAAAGCUACAAGCAGAUAAUGAACUAUUUAUCCUAUUUUGGAAUGAAAUUAUGGAUUUAAUUAAAAAACGUCAAGAGUUUUCAAUACAAGAUAUAACAUCUUUAUUGCUAUCUUUAGCCAACUUUUCAGUGUUGACUUAUCCAACUAGACUUGACUACCUAGAUCAAAUCUUCCUAUUUACAAAAGAUUUUAUAUCCAAUUGGCACACCACAAAGCAGUCAGAAUCUAAUAUGUUACAGUUAUUACUAUUACCAACCAAGACAUGGGAUAUUUUAAUGUUCAUUACGACUUUGAAACAUUAUCAACCAUUAUUAGCUUUGCAAUCUUACGGAACUCGACGCACAGUUACUUUAACAAUUCUAGACAGUGUAUUAGGAAAGGUUGCUUGUAUUGAUGAACCAGAACAAGUUUAUCAAAUUCUGCAAAUAUGCCAUGUACUGGUGAGUAACGAUAAUAAAAAUACGAGUAGUGAUUUUGUGACACAGCAGUUGUUACAACCCUAUUAUACACAUGAGGAUAAUCGAAACGAACAAGGAUGGAUAGCAAGGCUAAUUCACUUGUUUUAUUCCAAAGAUGAAGAUGUACAAUUUUUGUUAUUGUCUGCUGCGAGGCAACAACUAGAGAAAGGAAAUGAAAGCAUAAUCAAAACUACAUUUCCAUCAUUAAUUAUAUCAGGCUUAAAACUAGCAAAAAGAUAUUAUAAUAAGAAACCAAGAUUUUUGAAGUGUCCAGAAAAGGAGGAAAAAAGUAACGAUAAAGUUAUAAAUACAAAUAAUACGAAUCAGUUUGAGGAUGACGAUAAUCAUAAACUGCAACAAGAAAAGGACAAUAAAACAAUAUCAAGUUCAAACCCUAACACUCUCUUUGAAGAAUGGUCAACAAAGAUGACUACUCUAUUUCAUUUCAUUCACCAAACAAUCAUGACUUAUUACCAGCAAUGCUUCUCUACAGAAUCACAGAGUGUACAAUUCUUAUUAAUGACAGGUCAGAGCGCACAUUAUUGCGGAUUACAGGAAAUUGCUAAUAAUUUUUAUCUUGAUGCUCUAUCUGUCUAUGAAGAAGGUGUAUCUCAUUCAAGAACCCAAUUUGAUACUAUUGUUUAUAGUAUUGGAACCUUCUUAUCAUCCAGAUGUGACGCUACACUCUCUGCCAAAGUGACACUAUUCAGUACUAAACUAUUAAAGAAGCCAGAUCAAUCCAGAGCUCUCUAUCUUUGUUCACAUCUAUGGGAAGACACACAUUCACAUUUAGUUGAAUGUUUACAAAAAUCGUUAAAUAUUGCAAAUAGUUGUAUGGAUACUAUAACAAAUGUAAUGCUAUUAAUAGAAUUAUUAAAUCAAUACUUGUAUUACUUCGGAAAAGAACAUUCUUUAGCUUUGAAUGAACUCAUAGACUUGACAUUAUCACGAAUGAAGCAUUUGCAACCUCAAGAGUAUCCUAUUAUUACAUCUAAUUCCUCUUCUUUAUUAGAUCUUACAAAAGAGGAUGAAGCUAGUAUUAUAGAAUAUGUGACGCGUCAAUUUAACCAAACUUUAAACCAUUUAAGAUUCUGUCAACAAGCAUCAAAACAAUAGUUUGGUGUUAAUAUACCAAAAAAUAAAAUAAAAUAAUAG